This is a messenger RNA of Drosophila serrata, 1349 nucleotides long. RefSeq names its product eukaryotic translation initiation factor 2 subunit alpha (gene eIF2alpha). Gene Ontology annotation, molecular function: translation initiation factor activity; RNA binding; ribosome binding. NCBI's taxonomy places the organism in Eukaryota, Metazoa, Arthropoda, Insecta, Diptera, Drosophilidae. Gene Ontology annotation, cellular component: eukaryotic 48S preinitiation complex; eukaryotic translation initiation factor 2 complex. Gene Ontology annotation, biological process: translational initiation. The record is from RefSeq and is a predicted model, not a curated record.
CAAUCAACCCAUACCAAAGUAUCGAUAAAAAGCGGGCAGCCACGUUUUCCCAAAUUUUUUUCUUUCGUGAAGUGUAUUUUAUCUUUUUGUUGCGUUUCGCCAACCGGAAUCCGAAUCCCCGUAGCACAGUCACGGACAAAUAUGGCACUUACGUCGCGGUUCUACAAUGAGCGUUACCCAGAGAUCGAGGAUGUGGUCAUGGUGAACGUUCUCUCCAUCGCCGAGAUGGGCGCGUACGUGCAUCUGCUGGAGUACAACAACAUUGAGGGCAUGAUCCUGCUCUCGGAGUUGUCUCGCCGGCGUAUUCGUUCCAUCAACAAGCUGAUCCGCGUAGGCAAGACCGAGCCGGUCGUUGUCAUUCGUGUGGACAAGGAGAAGGGCUACAUUGAUUUGUCCAAGCGCCGGGUGUCGCCCGAAGAUGUGGAGAAGUGCACGGAGCGCUUUGCCAAGGCGAAAGCUAUCAACUCGCUGCUGCGCCACGUUGCCGACAUCCUCGGCUACGAGGGCAACGAGAAGCUAGAGGAGCUAUAUCAGAAGACCGCCUGGUACUUUGAGAAGAAAUACAACAGUAAGACGGUGGCUUACGACAUCUUCAAGCAGUCGGUGACGGACCCCUCCGUCUUUGACGAGUGCAACCUGGACGCGGAGACAAAGGAGGUGUUGCUGAGCAACAUCAAACGCAAGCUGGUAUCGCCUACGGUCAAGAUCCGUGCUGACAUUGAGUGCUCCUGUUACGGCUACGAGGGCAUCGAUGCGGUCAAGGCGUCGCUCUCCAAGGGCCUGGAGCUCAGCACCGAGGAGCUGCCCAUUCGCAUCAACCUGAUAGCACCGCCUCUUUAUGUGAUGACCACUUCAACCACAAAGAAGACAGACGGCCUGAAGGCUCUGGAGGUGGCCAUUGAGAAUAUUCGCGCCAAGAUCAUUGAGCACGAGGGCGAGUUCAAGGUGAUCAUGGCUCCCAAGCUGGUUACUGCCAUCGAUGAGGCUGAUCUGGCCCGUCGCCUGGAGCGUGCCGAGGCCGAGAACGCCCAGGUGGCCGGUGAUGAUGACGAGGAGGAUGGUGCCGAUCAAGAGGGCAUGCAGUUUGAUCCAGAGAAGGAGUUUAAUCACAAGGGAUCGGCAUCGGCGGCGGCUGCCGGUGAGAAUGACGACGAUGACGAGGAGGAUGAGGACUAGAGUACAGCGGCGGCAACAAUAGUAACAACAGAUUUUUGCAUAUUAAUAAAUCCUUACAUGUGUAUGGGUUCACAGCUGACCAGAAAGAAGUUGCAGCUUUUUUUGUAUAAAUUAUACCACAUAACGAACAAUAUUAAAAGUGAAAACGGAACGUUGAGAGCCCAAAAGAGAAA